GAAUUUGUCAAACAUUGGGAAGAAAAGUAGGGUGCAACAAAAGGGAUUCUAUACCUGUGGAAGCAAGAGCUUUGCUAACAAAGUGGAGGAGCUAAGAGAAGAGCAUUUGGAUGAUGUUGGGAAGAUUGAAUUCUAUCAUAUAACACACACCUUAAAGAAUGAAUGAGGCUGAGGCUACCUUUGAAAAAUAUAAGCAAGAGAACCCAGAUUCAAGCACUAAAGAUUUGUUAAAAGCUAAAAGGAAAAUCAUGUGCGAAGUUAGGGGGUUUGAAAGGAGUGGACAUGUAAGAGGAUUGGGGUUAGGACCAACCUCAACCUCAAUUGGUAUCUCCAAGGCUUCUUCGAGUAAAAAUUGCAAAUUGAAAAAAGAGUUGAAAGAUCUGAAGGGGUAGAUGUCAGCUGUACUUGCAAUUCUCAAUGAUGCUGGAUUGGAUCUAUCUAGCAUUACUGCUAGGGUAAAUGCAAACCAGCCUUCUUCUUUUUCUUCAUUGAGCCAGCCUUCCUCAUCAAGCCAGCCUUCUUCAAGCCAACCCUCUUCAAGCCAACCCUCUUCAAGCCAACCCUCUUAUUCAAGCCACCCUUCUUCAAGCCAAAUGUAGUAAUCUUGUGUUAAUUAUUCUAGUUUUUGGAUGCAAUUGCUUAGAUUAAUUAGUGUCAUAGAUGUUUUGGUGACAAUUUGGUAAGAAAUGGUUUGAAGUAAU
Molecule: messenger RNA, 701 nt
Organism: Rubroshorea leprosula
Lineage: Eukaryota; Viridiplantae; Streptophyta; Magnoliopsida; Malvales; Dipterocarpaceae
Source: the annotation of a GenBank genome assembly